Messenger RNA from Labrus mixtus (cuckoo wrasse), 5110 nucleotides. RefSeq names its product alpha-1,3-mannosyl-glycoprotein 2-beta-N-acetylglucosaminyltransferase b (gene mgat1b). NCBI's taxonomy places the organism in Eukaryota, Metazoa, Chordata, Actinopteri, Labriformes, Labridae. Gene Ontology annotation, cellular component: Golgi apparatus. Gene Ontology annotation, biological process: protein N-linked glycosylation. Bases 867 to 2438 code for a protein of 523 amino acids. Gene Ontology annotation, molecular function: alpha-1,3-mannosylglycoprotein 2-beta-N-acetylglucosaminyltransferase activity. The transcript has 3 exons. The record is from RefSeq and is a predicted model, not a curated record.
GUAAUGAAACAUCUCGUCAUCCUAAGCAAAGAAGGGCAGGCAGCCUGUGAGUGUGGAGAACCUGGACCCGGCGGGGAGGAGCAGAGCAGAGGGUCGCUGUGGAGACCGGAGCCGGCGGGCACACACACACACACACACAUACAUACACACACACACACACACACACACACACACACACACACACACACACACACACACUCACACAGAGAGAACCGUUAGCGGAGCAGACUCUGAACGUUAGCCCGCUUUCAGUAGCUGCUUCUGGGGCUUGGUAAAGAGAAGACACCGGGGGGGGUGAAGGGGGAGCAAGAGGCGGAUGGUCUGCCCGCACAGGAGCCUCUGAGCGCGGACACGGAGAUGUGCUGUGAAUGUGACACUGAAGGAAACACAGGGUGGCUCGAAUAGCUAACGUUAGCCUGCCUGCUAGGUAGCUGGCUGCAGCCUGGUGCAUGAGUCUCCUCCUCCUGAGGAUGAAGCCGCGCGGAGACGUUCACGACCCGGUGUGAGAGGAUCAUGUCUGAAGGAUAACGUCCACAGUGAGACAUCUCCAGAAGCCAACUGUCUUCUUCUGCUGUCAUCUGCACGUCUCCAUCCUCCUCCUCCUGCUGAUCUUGGGAGUCUUCGUUCGGUGUGAUUUCUUUGACUGCAUGCAUUCCUCAUCGGGAUCAUGUAAAUUCAUUAAAGAGGGGAUAAUUAUCCUCCUGACAGCCUCCUGACCAAAGACGGGAUGACUCUCUGUUUGAAAUCUUAACAAUGUGACAGAGUCCCCGCGUGUCCAAGUAUCUGUUGGAUCCUCACUCUGCCACCUUCACUUGUUCCCUUCCUAACAGCCUUUCCUCCCCUCCCUCCCCUCCUGUCAUUGGGCCAUGGUUCGUAAGAAAGGCUCUCUGAUACUAUGCGGCGGUUUCCUGUUUGUCGCCUGGAAUGCUCUUCUUCUUCUCUAUCUGUGGGGUCGCCCUCCCAGCGGCCGGCUCGGGGAGGGCGGCGGAGCUGAACCAGGAGGGAAGGAGGAGUGGGGGGUGGGUAGAGGAGGUCAGGUCAACCUGGCGGGGGAGGUCAUCCGUCUGGCGGAGGAGGUGGAAGUUCAGCUGGAGACGCAGAAAAAGCUGCUGAAGCAGAUCGAGAGUCACAGGGCGGUGUGGGCGCGGCAGAGAGACGUCGGGAAGAGAGAGACGAAGGAUAAAAAAGAAGUUAAAGAGGAGGUGGUCAAGCAGGAGUGGAAACCUCCUCCUCCUCCUCCUUCUCCUGUCAAAGAAGACACAGAGGUCAAGGACCAAACAGAUGUGAAACAAACACAGAAACCUGCAGCUACAGAAGCUUUGAACUCUAAGUCCGAGCAGCAGCAGCAGGCCACCGCCAUCAAGCAGGAGAUCAAGACCGAUACAUUUUACACUUCCGGCCCCGAGGUCGUAAUUCCUAUUCUGGUCAUCGCCUGCGACAGAGUGACGGUGAAACGCAGCCUCGACAAACUCAUCCAGUACCGCCCCUCCCCACAACUUUUUCCAAUCAUCGUCAGCCAGGACUGUGGCCACGCCGAGACUGCCCGCGUCAUCGGCUCGUAUGGAGAACAGGUGGCGCACAUCAGGCAGCCGGACCUCUCUGACAUCAGAGUCCGGCCGGAGCACCGGAAGUUCCAGGGAUACUACAAGAUCGCCCGCCACUACCGCUGGGCGCUCAACCAGAUUUUCAACACGUUGUCACACUCGAGCGUGGUCAUCGUGGAGGACGACCUGGAGGUGGCGCCGGACUUCUUUGAGUAUUUCCAGGCCCUGUACCCGAUCUUGCGCUCGGACCCGUCCCUGUGGUGUGUUUCCGCGUGGAACGACAACGGCAGAGAUGCGUUGGUGGAUCCUUCCAAAGCGGAGCUCCUCCACAGGACAGACUUCUUCCCCGGUCUGGGCUGGAUGCUGCUGAAGGACAUGUGGGACGAACUGGAGCCCAAAUGGCCCUCGGCCUUCUGGGACGACUGGAUGCGUCAGCCGGAGCAGCGUAAGGACCGCUCCUGCAUCCGUCCUGAGAUCUCGCGGACGAUCACGUUCGGCCGUAAAGGCGUCAGUCUGGGUCAGUUCUUCGACCAGUACCUGCGCUACAUAAAGCUCAACACUGAGUUUGUGCCUUUUACCAAACUGGACCUGUCUUAUUUACUCAAAGACAAGUACGAGGUGAAGUUCAUCCUCGAGGUUUACUCCGCCCUUCUGGUUAAGAUCGAGGACCUACAACAAGGGGGCAGCUUAAAAGGUCCUGGACCGUUCAGGGUCCAGUACUCCACCCGGGACACUUUUAAAGUCUUUUCUCGAAAUCUAGGCGUGAUGGACGACUUAAAGUCUGGAGUCCCUCGUACGGGUUACAGGGGCGUGGUCAGCUUCCUGCACCGCGGUCGGAGGGUGUUCUUGGCUCCCCCCGAGGACUGGACUCACUAUGACGUCAGCUGGAGCUGAGAGACUAGAUCAGACUCGUUAGACCGUGUGAACGGUGUCGAAGAGGGAGAGAGGAAGGCCCUCUCAGACCAAAGAAGAUCAGCGUACACAUGAAGGAAUCAGGAGCACAGACGCGAGUGUGUUUGUGGGGAGGCUGCUCGUUCGGCUCAGCAGCAGAGUUCAGACUUUUAGAAAAGGACAUGAACAGCUUUCGGCACCGUGCCUUGCUUUCUGGGCCCCCCUCUUUAUUCACUUUAUUUUUUUAUUCCUGUGAAUUUAACGUCAAAUCCAGAGGUUGAAGCGGAGGAUGGUAGCAGAACAUAACUUGAAUUAUCCUCGGGAGGAGGAUGUGUCAGCGUUGGUGAUCAUUCCAACGACCCGGGAGACCGAUAGUGUUAUGUGUUAAAACUUGUUGGGAAACAUUUCACAACGUUUCUGAAAGAAUCUAUUGUUUUUGAUCCAACUAUUCCGAUCUGAGGUCGACGUUUAAAUCCAUCAAACUAAUCAGAAGCAGAGCGGUGAGCGGUGAGCGGGGGGAAAUGAAAACCGUGUUUUAUUGGUAAACAAAGGACUGAACACAGUCGUUAUAUGAAGCCCUGAUGUUUCACAUUAAAGCCGCUCUCCAGCAGUGAUGGAGACAAACAGACUUUAGAAAGUAAAGGUGUCCUGAUCCGCGACCAACUUAUUACUCAUCGCUGUCCAACAUUUCAGUCACCGAGCAGUGACUCUUAAAACCCCCUCAAGAACUUUGUUUUAGACUGAUGUGCCCCUGAGGUGCUGCAACAUGACACACCAGGGUUGUCACGGAAACAGAAUUUUAAACUGGGUAGUUUCUUGUUUUUAAUGACCAAAACUUGCAGACAAGCUACUGAUGCGAACAGUGGAGUCGCCCCCUGCUGGACAUCAGAAAGAAUGCAGGUUAAAGGCACUUCUGAAUUGAAUUUGUUUUAAAAAAUAAAACAUCUGCUCGGUGACUGAGGUGAGAGAUGAACGAAAGCUUUCACAGUUUUCACACAUGCCCCUGAAGUCCUCCUGAUCUGGUUGUUCACACAUGCACCUCACAGCGGGAGACUAUCCCUGCCCGAUGUGAGGGGGGGCGAGGAGGCCCUUGAGGCGAGACGUGACGUAAAAAGAGUCCGUUAUACGACGCCAUAAUGAGAAUAUUUGCCUUCAUAUCAAUGCUAUGUUUCAGUUUUGUGCAUGUGUGAAAGCGCUAACAGACAGUGAUGUGUAGUGAACAGAGUCCUAAAUCAGAGCCAUGUUUACACAUCCUUCACUGAACCUGAACCUGAGGGAGAACUUGUUUAGUUUUUUAAAAUGGGACCACGUUUCUGUUGUAAACUUUGGGAAUAAGACGUUGAAGUAAGAACACUAAAAACUCGACAACACUCUGAAACAAAAGACUCUUUUGUACAUGAAGAGUAGCUUUAUGUUUAACGAUGUUUGAACUGAUCAGCUGCUCCUGGAUCAGUUAGAGAACAAAGCAGAGAUGAUGUCACAGCUUUGCAGCCUCGCUAUGUUUCAGACGAAGGGCGUCAGGUCAGCGAUAAACGUUUACUGAGAAUAAGGUCGACAGAAUGUCCGAUCCCCCUCUUAUCCAUUCAGGAUUUUUUUGUUGUUGUUAUUUUUGCCUUCAUUCGAUUGGACCGCUGAAGAGAGACAGGAAGGUGUUGGGAGGAGAGAGUGAGGGGACGACAUGCAGCAAGGGGCCGAGGUCGGAUUCAAACCCACAGAUGCGACGUGCAACAUAAACCGCUAGGCCAUCUGGCACCCCUCGACAAAUGUUUUAAAACGAUAUCCCAGUUAUUUUAAUGAUUGAUCGUACUCUAAACUAUAACUUAAAAAAAGACCCAGAUCUUCUGUUAUAUUUUUAACCAAUAGCGUGGCUCCGUUCAAAUGAACAGGUCAGCAAAUACUGACGUCCACCUGGCAUUUUCUCCCGGGCAGAAAAGCGCCGACUGUGCGCUCCGGAGCUCUUGCGUGAAGCGUUUGUGCGCUGAGAAUAAAGCGCUGCACGUCGUCCUGUCGCCAUGACAACAGUCUGUUAACAAGGCGGCAAAACUGCGGGGAAUAUCUUAGGGGCCAAUCACACCGAGACUUACAAAUUAUAAACAUUUGACCUCGACGCGCUUUGAUCUGACCCGCCUGGAUCUUAGUCUGAAACAUUGUGCAGGGUUUGAUGGUCGAUCUGCUGCUCAAGCUGGACUUGUUAGGCCUCAGAUGAUUUAAUUUAGUUUCUAAUGUUUUAUCUUCUUUAACUUAAACUUGAAAUGUGACGCUGAAGGAAACUGCGUGCUGUCAGAGAGGUCGCAGAUCUCCGCCCUGACGCCGUGCAGAGAGAAUCUGUUCAUAUGAAGGAUUAAACUUUAACCUCCAGGACGGCUUCAGAUGAUUUGAACUGUCCUGAUCGUGAAGUUCUAACAUGUUUAUUUAGCUGCAGAUGAGAUUGAAACCUGACUGAUGAUUUUCUGUAACCGCCAAACGUGUGUUUUGGUCAGCUUCGGUUUGUUGAAGAACCGCCGACUGACGACGGAGGACGGCAGAGAAACCGUUAUCACUGUACUGUAAUCAGCUCGGGACCUUAUCAAGGAGACCGAUCGCCUCCCUCGUCUGUAUGGUGAAGUGUUCAACCACUGCCCGAUGUGUUUAUAACUUUAAUACAGUAUCAAUAAAAUCAACUAUUUUGAUAUGUG